AUGCCGGAGGAGGCGCCGGCCCAGGCCUCUGCUGGCUUCUUCGAGGGGCGCGCCGCCCUCGCAGAGGUGGCCAAGCCAGAGGGCGCGUGGAACUGGGCGCUGGUGGGCCCAGACCCCGAGAAGCUACCCCUCGCCUGCGGGGGCGACGGCUCCGUGGACGAGAUGAGGGAGAGCCUGCUGCAGCAGGCCAGGGAGGAGGACCACGCGCAGCUGCAGUUCUACGGGCUCAUGCGGCUGAACUUCGGCACCUCCGAGGACCCGAAAAAACAGCGGGUCAAGUAUGUUUUCAUGCACGUCUCCAAUGCGGACUCCGAGCAGACGGCCGGGAAGGCCGUGACGGCGCCCCAGGCCGCGGACCCGGAAGAGCCGCCCGCGUCGCGCGCGUGCCCGCCCGCGUCCAGCCGGAAGAGCAUGGUGAUGACGCGCGGCCUGGGGGGCGUCGGGAUGCGGCCCAAGAUGGAGAAGGCCAUGGAGCAGUUCGCGCAUUACACCACCAAGGUGGAGGUGCACGAGUACUCGGACCUGACGCUGGAGGACAUCAUGGAUAAGGUCAAGAAGACGAAUGUCGUCGACGGUGACUUUAUCUCGGUGGAGGCGCUCCGGGCAGCCCUGGAGCAGUUCCGCGCCAAGCACAAGAAGCCGGAGGAGCCUGCGCCGCUGGCGGCCGAGGCCCCCGUUCCGGAUGGCACCGAGGCCAUGCCCGAGGCGCCGCCGCCUCCGCAGGAGGAGCAGCAGCAGCAGACGCGGCAGAGGAAGUCCGCGAAGGUGUACAAGCUCCACGCGUUGGUGCAGGUCUUCAGCAGCGCGAGCAAGCUGUGGCACGACGACGGCGUCGUCGUCCAGACGGUCUCGGAGCCCUGCAGCCUGGACGGCUUUCAGCUGCCCGCGGGCUCCAUGAAGGUGCAGUACCUCAACGGCCUGCGCUUCAAGUGGGUGGCCCCAGCCCAGUCGGCGGAGAUGCUGCGGCCGUCCAGGCGGCCUGCGCCGCCGCCGACGCUGACUGGGCGUAUGCUGAAAGAGACCCACAACAUGAUCACGCAGUGGCACGUCAGGCAUUUCGAGCUGAAGCACGGGUGGCUGCAGUGGUGGCAGAAUGAGGCGGACAUCGGCAGCGGGGUGAAGCCGAACGGCGCGCUGCAGCUGGUGGGCUUGCAGCUGAGCAGGGAGGGCAAUAGCAGCGUCUUCAGGCUGCGAACUGCGGCAUCCCGGACAGUCUACCACUUUGACUCCACCACCGACGAGGGUACCGACAUGUGGACGAAGGCCCUCAACGAGCAUGCGGAGUACCUGGAGAGGCUCCGCGCGCACCUGGAGAAGAGCCCCGGGGGCGGCGCGGAGCCCGCGUGA
Prorocentrum cordatum is the source of this 1347-nucleotide messenger RNA. The record is from the annotation of a GenBank genome assembly. NCBI's taxonomy places the organism in Eukaryota, Dinophyceae, Prorocentrales, Prorocentraceae.